CUCGUGUGUUUCCUGAAUCUGAGGGAUUUGUCUUUUUUAUUCCUCUGAAUAUAUAUGGAUAUAAUGUUCAACUUGGACCGAGAGAUGCACAAGUUCUCUUAACCACAGCAGUGAUACAAUGGGGAAACUUCACUCAAAACAUGCUUGCAAACGUCGGGAAAAUCCUGAGGGGGAUAGUUUUGUUGCGAACGGCAUUAUUUCUAGAAGAGGAGUUGAAGGCGGCGAAAGAUAUGACACCAAUCUGAAAGAUUAUAAGGAGCUGAAGGACGGACAGAUGCAGGUCCACCACUGCCCUCUACAGGUGGUUUUGCCUCCAGAAAAGGCUGAAGGAUGUGAGAGUUUUCGGCCGUCUGAAGAUAGAGAGAGAGACGCGCUGAAGGAAACCUGCAAAGGGAAGAAGCGCAUCAGUCUAGAUGAUCUGGAGUGUAACGUGUCUCUGGUUGAUGACAACAGGCAGGAGUGGGUCUUCACGCUCUACGACUUCGACAACAGCGGAAGAGUCACAAAGGAGGACAUGUCCAGUUUGAUGCACACUGUCUAUGACGUGGUGGACGCCUCUGUCAAUCACUCGUGUAACGGCAAACGAAAGACCCUCCGAGUGAAGCUGACGGUCACUCCUGAACCCAGAGCUCGCAGGAGAGACACGACACACACCGGGAACGGUGGCGACAAGUGA
Messenger RNA from Sinocyclocheilus rhinocerous, 676 nucleotides. RefSeq names its product protein naked cuticle homolog 2-like. The record is from RefSeq and is a predicted model, not a curated record. Gene Ontology annotation, molecular function: calcium ion binding. The coding region runs from base 119 to 676 and encodes 185 amino acids. The transcript has 8 exons. Gene Ontology annotation, biological process: negative regulation of Wnt signaling pathway. Gene Ontology annotation, cellular component: cytoplasm. NCBI's taxonomy places the organism in Eukaryota, Metazoa, Chordata, Actinopteri, Cypriniformes, Cyprinidae.